Molecule: messenger RNA, 701 nt
Organism: Myotis daubentonii (Daubenton's bat)
Lineage: Eukaryota; Metazoa; Chordata; Mammalia; Chiroptera; Vespertilionidae
Product: nucleoporin Nup37-like
Source: RefSeq, a predicted model, not a curated record
AUGGAAGGACCAUUGUUUACGUCAGAUCUUCAAGAUAAAAAUGAAUACAAGGUUUUAGAGGGCCAUUCAGAUUUCAUUAAUGGUGUGGUGUUUGACCCCAAAGAAGGCCAAGGAAUUGCAAGUGUCAGUGAUGAUCAUACCUGCAGGAUUUGGAACUUGGACGGAGUACAGACAUCUCAUUUUGCUCUUAAUUCCCCUGGAAUGAGUGUGUGCUGGCAUCCUGAGGAAUCUUUUGAGCUGAUGGUUGCAGAGAAGAAUGGAACAAUCCGAUUUUAUGAUCUUAUGUCCCAACAGGCUAUUUUAUCUCUUGAAUCAGAACAGAUACCAUUAAUGUCAGCACACUGGUGUUUAAAAAACACCUUCAAAGUUGGAGCUGUUGCAGGGAAUGAUUGGCUAAUUUGGGAUAUUACUCGAUCCAGUUACCCUCAAGUGAAGAGACCUGUCCAUAUGGAUCGAGCCUGCAUAUUUAGGUGGUCCACAAUUAAUGAAAAUUUGUUUGCAACCACUGGUUAUCCUGGCAAAAUGGCAAGCCAGUUUCAAAUUCAUCAUUUAGGACAUCCUCAGCCCAUCCUCCUUGGUUCAGUAGUCGUUGGAUCUGGCCUUUCCUGGCAUAGAACUCUCCCACUAUGUGUAGUUGGAGGCAACCACAGGCUGUUGUUUUGGGUAACUGAAAUGUGAAAUAAAUUUCUGUCUAGCUUGGA